CGUCGUCGCCGUUCGGCGUCCGCGUAGUUUCCCGUCCGCAUCCCGUGGCCUUGUGGAGGCCCCAGGUGUCCGAGCCGGCGCCUCCCGGGCCCCUGUGGGCAGACCCCAGCUGUGGCCCCCCGACACUCCACUCCCCUCGACUUGCAUUGUCAACACAGAUGUUACUUAGGCCUUUUGAAAACACAUGCUCUCAGACCGCAGAUGCUGAUUCUUGGAAUCGUGUUAAAGGUACAUUAGGCAUGCUUCAACUGUCUUCCAAGAGGUACCAUGUUCAUCUGUUUAAAAACCAUUGAGCAGCUGCGAUAAGGUAGGGAUGCCCAUAUAUGGAAGGGGGGUUACCUGACCCUCAAAAAGUAAAAUGAUGCACCCCAUAGACCUGGCUAUGAGGUAAAGAGAGGCCUCUUUGUCUUUAUUGUUGCUACAUAUGUAAGUUUUGAAGAAGUUUCCUGUGGAGGGAAAAAUCUCAGGUGUCUGAGACCGUAGAAGAGCUUUUGUAAAUGUGCACCUAUUUCUACUUGGCUAAAGACCAGGAACAUCAUCUCAGAAUAGACCUACUCUUCAUUAUCUCUGCCAACUUUUUUUUGGUAAAAUUAUGUUUUCAGUAGACAUUCACUAAGAACUGUGAGUGAAACCCUCUACCCUGAGCUCGUUUUAUGCUAAAUGUUGAUCCAGAAAAAGAUCUAGUUACCAACUAGAUGCAAAACUUUUAUCCCCGUUACAGAAAUAAUGAGAGUUCUAAUUCUUUCAUGCAAGAGAAGUAAAAGUGAAAAACAAAAAAUUUCAAAAUGAUGUUGGGGAAAUUGUGAUAUUGUAUUUGCAUACCAUUUCCUUUGCCAUCUCCUCUUACACUCAUUUCCUAAUAUUCUUACUUCACCUCUGCCCACUCCAGUGAGUCUCCAUCUUGUUGCACAUGUGAACUACAAGAAGGUUUUAAUAGUGAAUAAGAAUCUCUUAAGAGUCAGGCCUAGGCAUGUUUUGCUUUGGCUUCUUGUUUUAAUUUUGAUAAGAUGAUUCAAAUACAUAAUUAGGCUUGAAAACGAAGUGCCUGUUCCCAAGCCAAUCAAACACAUAGUUCUUUGAGUAGGACACAGGAUUACAUUCUUUCCAUUUGCUACUUAUUCUAAUAGAAUGUCCUUCUUUUUAUAUGACCAGUUAACUGCUUCUUUUCAAGACUAUUCAAACUCAAACAACCUUCAUUAAAGUCCCAUCCUGUCACCAAGACAAGUAGUUUCUUCUGGCAUUUUGAUCAUAUGCAAGACGCUCUCAUAGGUAGUCUGUAUCCCCAAUCCAAGCAAUAAACUGAAUAUUGAUUAAAUACUGAAUUAUAUACUUUUUAACCUGAAUGUUGCAGUAUGCAAGUCACAACUAAUACUUUUUAGGAAAAAAAAGAAAAAAAAAAGGUAAACCAGAGAAUCAUGGAAAAGCUUAGCAUAAUGUUUUAAGCUUUAUUUUAGCCCAAAACAGUCAUUGUUCAUUUGGUAUGUCCACUUGCCAAUCAAUUGAGAAAGUAUAGGGCCUUUUUUUUUUUUUUGCAUAUGGUCUUCUGAUGGGAGUUCUGCAUUUUAUAUUUUGCCGCCAUCAUGCAGAUAAUUCAUCAGCUAAGAUUUCCCUAGACUUUAUUCCUACAAGAGGAAAAUAUAAAGGGACUUUGAAAAGUGCCUAAAAUUUUUAACGUGCCCGUUUAAAAUUUAUUCAUUUACCAUUUUUAUACUUACAUACUUUACUGAGUCCAAAAUAUUAAGUAGAUUAAAAAAAAACUUAUUUCCAUGCUAUUGGUUUGCAUGAUGCUUAGUUAAGUCAUUAAGAUAGUGUAACUGGCCUAAGCAGGUUUUGGAACAAAUGAAAGAUUGUACAAUUCAAUUGGUAGAACAAAACUGUCAGAUCUACCUCUCUACUUAUACUUUCUGCCUAUGUCUUUUUCUUUCUCAUCAGGACUUAAAACAUUUUGAGGAACUGGCUGUGAAAGGGGAACACUAGGAAAUGUUGACAUUCUUAUACUUUAUAAGAUAUUUUAUACAUGUAAAUGUUUUUUCAGAUAAAUCUUGUACUUUUUCCCAGGCUGACUUUAAACCAAGAUCCUCUGACUCUAUCUCCUGAAUAGCUGAGAUUACAGGUUCUGUCAUUAAGUUUUACUUCAUUAUAGACUUGACUAUGUCAGACAACAAAGAAAGGAAGAGUGAAGGCAUUCCUGAAGAAGCUAUGAGUAAACAAGACACAUCUUCAUUAACUGAGGCUGUAGAGCAAGUUGCAAAACAACAGCAGUCACAAAUAUCAGAAAUAGAAAAAAACAAAAGAGUUCUAUUCCAUUUGCAGAAUGAACUUCAUGAGCUUGAAAAACAAAUAGCAGCCAUCUCUCAGGAAACUAAAGAAACAGAGAGGCAAAUUUAUCAACAAGAUGAUACAAUGGAGAAUUCCAAACUUCAAUGUGAAUGCCUUGAAACUCAAAUCAAGUCUGUAUAUAAAGAAAAUAUAAAGCUUAAGUUUGAUAUAGAAACAGCUCAAGAAGAUUAUGAGAAACACAUGAUAAGAUAUAAUGAAUAUUAUGCAAAAAUUAAUGCACAUAAAGAAAGCUUGGGGGAGAUAGAAAGCAAAUGGUCAUUUGUGACUGAACUCAAUGAAAAACGAGGCCUUGUUAAACAACUAAAGAUAAAGAAAGAUGAACUAAUGCAAGAUCUCCAAAAUCCAGGAGGGAGCCAGAUAACACAAGUACAGGAGGAUAUUUCAAAGAUAAAGAAUGAAAUUAUAACUGUAAAAGAAGCUAUCAUUGAAAAAACAUGUUUUCUUCUUGAAGAAAAAAAGACACAUGAAAAAUUAAGAAAAGACAUAGAGGUACAACAUAAGAGAUACAAUGCAAUUCUUAAGCGUUUGCACUGUCAGGUGAACAAGCUUCAGUCAAAUAGAAGACAAUGGCAAUGGAGCAUUGAGCAGUUGGAAAAAACUGCAGCUGAAUUAAGAAAAUGCAUUGGAAUGAAAGAGUAACUGCCAUAGAACAAUGUGGACCACAGAUCAGACCAAUCAAAAUUAUGAGACUUUGGGUUUUCUUUUUCUUUUUUUCUUCUUUGGCAGUACUAGAUGGAACUCCAGAUGUCGUGCUUGCUUGGCAAGAGCUCUACUACUUGAGCCCAAUCUCCGUCCCCUUCAGAUUUGUAAGAACCACUACCCAUGUUAGAGGCCUGUUUCAAUGACAUAUAUUUUCUGGUUUUCUUAAUCCAUUAUCUGUUGAUUAAAGUACUAAUCUUACCCUAAACUGGAUAGCGAUAGGUUGACAGUGAAAAGUGUGUCAGGAGAAUAGUAGAAGCUUCUAUAUGAAUAUUUGGGGUAUGUAAGAUAAUAGUCAUGAAUGCCUGUUUGUAAGAAUGUUGUAUUCACCACACUACCAUGAAAAAAUUUAGAAGAAAAGUGACAAUUAAAUUUUCCAUGAUUUAAAAUUGUUGAGACAUUAAAAAGUGGCUGUCUUUCAAACUUUUUAUUAGAUCUUGCUUUUUUAAACAACUGUUUUCAUAGUAGCCCAUAAAUACUAAUAUUCAUGUUAAUAUUGUAUGUCUAGUGCUUCGGAUAUUUCACUGUUUUUUCCUUUGUCUAGAAAACAGAUAUCAUUUUUCCUUGUUAUUAAAUAA
Perognathus longimembris pacificus (Pacific pocket mouse) is the source of this 3617-nucleotide messenger RNA. RefSeq names its product coiled-coil domain containing 122 (gene Ccdc122). The coding region runs from base 2152 to 2979 and encodes 275 amino acids. The record is from RefSeq and is a predicted model, not a curated record. The transcript is spliced from 7 exons. NCBI's taxonomy places the organism in Eukaryota, Metazoa, Chordata, Mammalia, Rodentia, Heteromyidae.